Trichomycterus rosablanca is the source of this 4384-nucleotide messenger RNA. RefSeq names its product low density lipoprotein receptor-related protein 10 (gene lrp10). The transcript has 9 exons. The coding region runs from base 16 to 2277 and encodes 753 amino acids. Gene Ontology annotation, molecular function: protein binding. The record is from RefSeq and is a predicted model, not a curated record. Gene Ontology annotation, cellular component: plasma membrane. NCBI's taxonomy places the organism in Eukaryota, Metazoa, Chordata, Actinopteri, Siluriformes, Trichomycteridae.
GAAACAAAAAACAUCAUGCGUACUUCCUACCGUUUUUACCUCUUUACUCUUUUGUUUUUAACAGUUCACUGCAGCGUGGAGCUGGCUUCCAAUUUUGGUAAUUGUUACAAAUCGCCAAAAAUACUUCAGGAAAGGCAAGGAAAUAUUCAUAGUUCCACCCGCCAUGGGCCUCCAGGUCCUUUAAACUGCAGCUGGAUAAUAACGUCCUCAGUGGGGGAACGUGUUAUUCUCAGUUUCUCUCAGUUUUCUGUUAGAUGUGGUCGAAACUGGGUAAGUGUGGCAACGCUCUCAGGCAGACCUGUGUCACUUUGUGGAUCCCAGCUGCCUAAACCGAUGGAGCUAUAUGGAGGAAACAUUACAGUGACGCACCAUUUUGUCCCACACUUCUAUUCAGUGGGAGGAUUCAGUCUGUCCUACAUUAAAGACUCUGGUCCCUGCUAUCCAGGGGAGUUUGAAUGCUACAGUGAGCGCUGUCUUCCUGACUCCUGGCGCUGUAAUGGCCAAGUGGAAUGUCUUGGGGAUGGCGAUGAACUUGGCUCAGAUGAGGACGACUGUGACUUCGUCGGCCUUCAACCUCAAUUGAACAAUGUGGGGUCCUCAGCCUUCCCAAUUGAAAUCACAGCCGGCACACCUGAAGUUUUUGACAGGCAGACGGACCGUCCACCUCACAGGGAGUCUGAGUUACCCAUUGUUUCCCAGGGAGGACCCUGCGGAGGAUAUCUGCGGGCCUUUUAUGGCACUUUUGUUCCCCCAGUGCUGACAGGACCCCCAGUGGAGUGUGUUUGGACGGUCGACCCACAGGACUCCCGGCCACUUAAACUAGAGCUGCAGCAGUUGGAAAUUGGAUCUGGAGACACCUUAAUCAUCACUGAUCAGACUACUGGGGCUGGGAAAGUCAUUAAAACUAUCACAAGUUCAUCCAAUGGCAAAGCAGUCGAGGUGGAGUCCCGCACUGGCUUGCUUUCAAUAACCUAUCGCACCCAGACGGACUCCCAGGGGCAUGGUUUCAACGCCACCUAUCGUGUUGCUGACUACUGUCUGCCUUGGGAAAGUCCCUGUAAGGGUUCAGAGGGCGGCUGCUACACAGCAAAACAGCGGUGUGAUGGCCAUUGGGACUGCAUGGAGACAGGUCUGGACGAGGAAGCUUGCGGAGGAUGCCCAGCCAAGUCGUUUCCCUGCGGGGCACUGUCCCUGCAGAGACCGGGGCACCUCAAUGGGAGGCCCGCCUGCUACUCCAUCAGUGAAAGGUGCAACUACCAGUUGUACUGUGCUGAUGGGAGUGACGAGAGAGAGUGCCACAUCUGUCAGCCUGGCACAUUCCAUUGCGACAGUGACAGGUGUGUGUUUGAGAGCUGGCGCUGUGAUGGGCAGGUUGACUGUAAGGAUGGCACUGAUGAACUGAACUGUACUGCGACACUGCCUCGUAAAGUCAUCACUGCAGCAACAGUGGGCAGCCUGGUGUGUGGUCUGCUUUUGGUUAUUGCGAUGGGCUGCACCUGCAAGCUCUAUUCACUUCGUACUCGUGAAUACAGCCUGUUUGCCCCGAUCAGUCGCCAAGAGGCAGAGUUUAUUCAGCAGCAGGCCCCGCCAUCCUAUGGUCAACUAAUUGCUCAGGGAAUUAUUCCUCCGGUAGAGGAUUUCCCUACUGAGAACCCUAAUGAGCCUACCUCCCUUUCUCUGAGGGGACUGCUUCAGCUUAUCAGACAGGAAAACAUCGCCUCACCACGGCGAAGGCGCAGGCCACGGUUUGUCCGCCGAGCAAUCCGCCGCUUGCGCAGAUGGGGUGUUAUUUCCAGACCAGCCUCUCGGUCCUCGCAGAACACAAGUUCCACCUCUCAGCAGACAGAGGCAACACCUGCUGGUCAGGAGCCCAGUCAGUCAGGUCCUGUAGACUCCUCAUCGGGCAGGGAACCCGGAGUUCAGGCUUUGCCUCAAAAAGUGGGUUUUUCCCAUCAGACAGAGCAGGAACAACAAGCAGAAGCUCUUCCUUCUUCUUCAACUCCACCCACAAGCCCUCCCUUUGUCCAGCCUCUCGAGGUUCCAGAAGCAUCACAUAUGCCACCUGUUGCUGUUACCCCCAGCAGCCCCUCCUUGGCCUCUAUCUUCCAUUCUCUUGGGCUGAGUAUUUCACGUUUCAGACCCUCGUCCAACCCCACCACUCGUCCUCUCUCGUCUUCCCCCUCUUUUUCCUCUUCCUCCUCCUCAGAAGAUGAGGUGCUGCUGAUCCCUCUUUCUGAAGACACAACCUCCGAGGAUGAUGUGCCCAUGCUGACCUGAAGUUAACUGUAUCUUUUUUUUUUUUUUGCUUUUCUUUUCCUUUCUCACUUUUUUUAUUUUAUUUCUAGUACUUUAAAUUAUGAUCUCAGCAUGCAGCAUCAUGUGCAGUCUGUGCUGGCACGGUGCCUUAUUUUAAAAGAAUAGAUUCAUUUUCUUAAUUUGAAAGGUGUCAGUUGUUGGAUGAAUGUGUGUGAAAGAUUGUGGUGUCUGUAUGUGAUGUGCACUUACUUAGAUUUUGUUUGCUGCAAGAAAAUUUGCACAGAGUAUCUUCCUUAGCCUUUAUUUUAAAGCUGCGUCAAAUCAGCGGUCAUACUAGAUGCAAACAAAAUCCACAUGGCAAAAAAGGCAAUUCAUUUUAAAGAAAGAAAACAUAGCAUUCACAAAAAAAUUGUAAAGAGUUUCUGGACUGCACAUUUUAAGUAGCUAUAACAUGAACUUUGCUGGAUUUAUUGCUUUUAAGAGCUUAAAUAUACACUGACCAGGCUUAACAUUAUGACCACUGACAGGUGAAGUGAAUAACACUAAUUAUCUCUUCUUUACAGCACCUGUUAGUGGGUGGGAUAUAUUAGGCAGCAAGUAAAUAUUUUAUCCUCAAAGUUGAUGUGCUAGAAGCAAAUAUGGGCGAGUGUAAGGAUUUGAGCGAGUUUGACAAGGGCCAAAUUAAGAUGGCUAGACGACUGGGUCAGAGCAUCUCCAAAACUGCUGCUCUUGUGGGGUGUUCCCGGUCUGCAGUGGUCAGUACCUAUCAAAAGUGGUCCAAGGAAGGAACAGUGGUACACCGGCAACGGGGUCAUGGGCGGCCAAGGUUCAUAGAUGCACGUGGGGAGAGAAGGCUGGCCUGUGUGGUCCGAUCCAACAGAUGAGCUACUGCAGCUCAAAUUGCUGAAGAAGUUAAUGCUGGUUCUGAUAGAAAGGUGUCAGAAUACACAGUGCACCACAGUUGCACGGCUGUUUUGGCAGCAAAAGGGGGACCAACACAAUAUUAUGAAAGGUGGUCAUAAUGUUAUGCCUAAUCGGUGUAUGUAUUUUUGAAACCUGAGAGCACCUGUCUGAAAGCUGGUUAAUACUGAAGCUGGUAUACAUUUUGACUUUAAGUCGAAAAUUUUGCGCCAAUGAAACAGUACGAUGCUGGCAUCCUCCCACAAUGUCAUUUUUCUGCUUGAAAAUGCCCCUAGAUAUGAGCCCUGAACCAACUUUGAUCCUGGUCAGGAUAGAACAGUUACUGAAAAUAAGUUCAUGUUUAAGAUAAAUAAAUGUAGUCAUGUUUGGAUUUAACGAUUUUAUUGAAAAUAAUAUUGUCCGUUUCCUCAAUCGUUUAUGAAACGCCAUUAGUGUGCUUUUAUUUCCAAAUGUUUGCAGAAUCCUUUUCUAAAUGUUCAAAUUGAAAGCAUGUUCAUGUUAUACCUACUUUUGCAGUGAAUCGUUUUCAUAUCGGAUCACCCAGUAGGACCAUUCGGUGUUUCUUGUGUGACCGCAGCUUUACCAUCUGUCAGUGUUUAUGCACAUGUGUAUUUUAUACCGCUAUACACAGAGCUUACAUGUGCAUAUUUCUCAAAGUGCCUUUGAUAGAUCUUCCGAUAGAUUACUAGACAUUGUGACUGUGUGUUCUUGCACAUAAAGGCCAAACACACACAGGCACAUUUUACACUUGUACAUUAUUUUUUACUUUUUUUAAUUCACCCAGGCUGUGUAUGUGUAGUGCAUGGCAAUCGUGGCAAUAAUUUUCAGGAGUGUGUAUGUGUGUGAGUGUGAGUGCAGUAAAAGACAAUCCUGUUGGUGUUCUUGGCAGUUCUACAUGAAUGGCAUCACAUGUUGCUCUGAUCGGUUUUACUUGUAGGUAUAGCUUUUGGCUCAGUGAAAAAUGACAAACAUUAGUGCCAUAAAUAUAAUCACCUUGUUGCAUCUGCUUUCAUGUGUGUCAUCUUUUUCUUCUGUUGACUUUGUUAUUAUUACAGAAUGUACUGAAAUGCCUAGCUGUAUCAUGUUUCUUGCCAGUGGUGAUUGCAAUAGUAAUAUGUGGUUUGGAAAAGAGAAAAAAAGAUUUUAUGAUGUAUGUCACUGUAUAUAUGCUGAAGAAGUCCACUAUGAUUAAAUCAUUUGCACUUUU